GAUCCCCUUUUGCCGGUGUGCAUAAAUAUACACAUCGAAUCAGAACUAUCAAGACGGGGACACGUUACAGGAUGACUCGUCUCUAGCCCCUUUCCUGUCCCGCGGUGUCCCGUCUCGGGGACACCGCUGGCCUGCUGCCUUACAUGGGCAAACCUCUCGACUCACGGAGACGGCUGGAAUUUCAGCGCGUGACGUCACCGCCUACAAACUCUCCCAGAAUUUGGAUCAAGAAGUUUCGCUUGUUUCUCCCCGGGAUUGGAGCCUCUCGUUUCAUUCCCUGGAAAGCGAGAUUUCAUUACGAGGCAAAGGGCAUCGCUUCGACAACCUUCCAGCAAUCCUGCACAUCCAGAGUGGAGACAAGAACCAUGUGGAACAGCAACGACCAGACGGGACAAGUGGCCGCCAGGAUGGAGACCACUUUGGGCAGCGCGAGCAUCUCCAUCUCCCAGCAGCAAGCGCCCAAGAAAUUUGCGCCCGUGGUGGCACCCAAGCCUAAGUUCAACCCUUACAAAGCUGCAGGAGAGUCCUCCUUCCCUGACCCCUCAGCAGACUACCCCCCACCUCCGCCACCUGCCGAAGACCCAACCGGUUUCUCGCCGCCCCCUGGUUCAUUCCCGUCUCCUCCACCGUUGAACUCCUGCGAUUUUCAGAUCGGCGGCCCGGGGAAGACCCUGGAGGAGAGGCGCUCCAGCCUGGACGCUGAGAUCGACUCCCUCACCAGCAUCCUGGCCGACCUGGAGAGCAGCUCGCCCUACAAGCCGCGCGCCCCCCAAAACUCCUCGGCAGCCUCCACCCCCAGCGCUCCAGUGACCGGUUACAAGCGCAUGGUCAUCCCAAACCAGCCGCCGCUGACUGCCACCAAGAAGUCUACGCCCAAAUCUCAGGCACCCGGGGGGGUCUCGUCCACCCCUCUUUCUCCUACCAGCCCCGUGGUCAAGGCUCAAAGCCAUGCCGCCCCUCAGCCCGUACCAGCCUCCUAUGCCACAGCCUCAACCCCGAGCCAGCCCACUUUCAACGUCCAGGUGAGGUCGGCCCAGCCCGGCCCCCAACAUCAAGCCCCAAUUGGCCACAACUUUGGCCAGCAGCCAAUUCGGGGCCCUGCACAGGUGCAGUACAUGCCCGCCCAGCCCAAAGGUCCUGACUUUGCCUAUGGGCCACCACAGCCUGGGUUUUCCCAGAUGGCUCCAAUCGGAUACCAAGAACAUCCCUAUACAGCACCCCAAGGUGUCGGCAUAAGUCCCAGGAGACCUGAGCCGGCACCUGUCCAGGCUUACCAACCUCCGGGGCCCAGAAAGACCUACAUCACAGAUGUACCACCAAGUCUGGCUCCUUACACUGCUGGACCAGCUAUUCCGCCAAAGGGCGGCGCUCCCAUGGCCCACCCGGAGGACGAGCUGGAGCGCCUGACCAAGAAGAUGCUGUUUGACAUGGACAACCCGCCGUCCCAGGAAUACUUUGGGCGCUGCGCCAGCUGCGGAGAGAACGUGGUGGGUGAAGGCACCGGCUGCACCGCCAUGGACCAGGUCUUCCACGUGGACUGCUUCGUCUGCAUGACCUGCAGCAGCAAGCUGCGCGGCAAGCCUUUCUACGCCGUGGAGAAGAAGGCCUUCUGUGAGCCCUGCUACAUCAACACCCUGGAGAGCUGCACCAUCUGCAGUAAGCCCAUCAUGGAGCGCAUCCUGCGGGCCACGGGGAAAGCCUACCACCCCCACUGCUUCACCUGCGUGGUGUGCCACCGCAGCCUGGACGGCAUCCCUUUCACCGUGGACGCCUCCAACCACAUCCACUGCAUCGAGGACUUCCACAAGAAGUUUGCUCCGCGCUGCUGCGUGUGCUCUGAGCCCAUAAUGCCGGCGCCGGGCCAAGAGGAGACCGUCCGCAUCGUGGCCCUGGACCGCGACUUCCACGUUCAGUGUUACCGCUGCGAGGACUGCGGCUUUUUGCUUUCCGAGGGGGACAACCAGGGCUGCUACCCUCUGGACGGACACGUGUUCUGCAAGAACUGUAACACCAACCGCAUCCAGGACCUCACCGCCAAGGCCACCACGGACCUUUGAGCGCCCGCCGCGCCGUCACCUCCACUGUGAUACCCCCCCCCCCCUCUCUGUCUCUGUCUCGCAAACAUACCAAUCCACAGACGCUUGCAUUCCUCACUAUAUAUAUCUAUAUAUAGAUAUUCACUUCCAGUAAGAAAAGUGUCACUUUCACUUACACGUAUGUAUUGACUCGGUACAAACACGGCUGAAGAGGCUGUUUGUUUUUCUCUGCUGUUUAAAGGAACAUUUUGGGAAACACUCUCUUCCGACUGAGAGUUAGACGAUACUACUUUUUAUCUUGUUUAAGAAGAAGAUAUAUUAUUUUAAAAUGAGUACAUUGUUCUGAUUAUCAGUGCGCUAAAUAUAAAGCUAAAAUCAAAAGGUGGAUAGCUUAGCUUAGCAUAAAAACGUCAUCCUGGCUUUGUUCAAAGUCUUUUUUUUAUAAAAGUUGGCUUCUGGCAAAGAAAUAGUAGGAAUAGAAGUAAAAAGCAACAUGUCACUUUUAAACUUUUAAAAGUUCUGUGACAAAGCUAGGCUAACGUUUACCAGUCUUUAUGCUAAGCUAAAGUUCUGAUGCUAAACUAAAUAUUGGUCUUCUCAUCUAACUCUUUGUAAGAAUGCAAAUAAUUGUUUUUCAAAAUGCCUUAAAUCACUCAAUAAUCCACCAGUUAACAGUUCCAACACACAUCCCUCAGUAUUAUUAUCUCAAAUCACAUCAUCGUCAACCAACGUGUUCUUGUCAUGUUUGUGCACAUGCAAGCCCAAUUGUUUGGGGUCCAAAUGGAGUGUGACUCCACCAAAACAUGUAACAUGUUAAGCGCGCCUGCCCUGCUGGGUGUGUGUGUGUGUGUGUGUGUGUGUCUGCGUCAGUAUUCAGUGUGGGGUGAGGAGCUUCUUCCUUAGUGUUUCAUUCACAGACGGUACUCUGAUAGGAAUAACAGUUCUAAACAGCACCAAAGAAUUGCAUUUAAGCUGCCAUACCUACUGCGUGCUGAUCUGCAUGCGGCCUAUAUAAACGUUCCAUUCCAUCGGUCGGGACCACAGGAAAUCACAAAGUCUGAUCCUCAGCAGGCAGCUGGUGAAUGCAAUUCCCUUUUUAGCAAAAUGUUUCCUUUUGUACUUUCCUAUGGAAUUUGCUUCUAUGCAUACAAUAGAUAAUGGCCUGAACAUUAUAACCACGGCUCCCCAGCCAUCAGAUACGGCUUAACGGUAUUUCUGAGCACAUAAACUCGUCCACGGUGACAUAGCUUAGAUUAAUGACUGUAGUGUACGUCGACGGAUUCGAGAUGGCUAUGCAAUUUUUGAUGUUGGUUGCAUCGACACUUUAUAAGAGGUUUCUAAUGAAAAAGGAAAUAUUUGACCUGCACAGAUUGGAGUCCUUAUGGUGAUCCUUUAAUCAAAGACUCUGCUGUUGGUACUGUGUGACUUUGUGCGUCGCUGUGCUGAUCAUAAUGAAUUGUGACACUGAUCUGUUAUAAUUACUGGGGGGGGAUUUUAAGUCGAGUCUCUCAGAAAAAUAACCUUUUUUUUAUUUUUUAUUUGUUCCAUCCCAGAAUGACAGCCAGUUGACCAGCAUUUGGUUUGGUUUACUAGUCACUAGAGCCAUACGAUGUUGAGUUAACGGUACCCUGUGUAGUUUCUGGCCACUAGUGACCAUUGAGUUUUUUAGGAUUGGGUCCCUGAGGGAGAGGUGGGGAUUCUCGUUGAAUCUGAUUGGCCAAUAGGUUGCAAGCCAGCGGGGUCGUUAGUACCAGAACCGGCAUCGCUAAAGGACCCGAAAUUCAGAUGGGAGUGGAGCGUCUGUGUCCUAGAGCCCUGUGUCAUAAUCUGUCCAUGGCUGUACGCUUCUAUACAAGCCAGCAAAUAAGGAUGUAAACGUCGUGCAUUUCAAAAUAUACAAAGAAUGUUUGUUUUUUUUGUCUUUGCGAUGACUUUACUGGGGUACACGCUUUGUAAAUCACUGUGCUUCUAAGCCUGCUAACGGAUUCUGACAUACUUUCUACACAGAAAUAGUAAAGAAUGUGUCUAAAGAAGUUUGUUUCAUAUUCCCUAAAAAUGGAGUGAGCGCUGUGCACCGCUUCCCCUCCUCAAGGUUUCUGCUCAUCGUGUCCUCAACAGUGUUUCCAUCAAUAUUUUGAGCGCAGUUCGGUGGUCACAUAGAAAAAUCAACGCCAGGACUUUAACAACUCAUUACCAAGUGCUCACUUAUGCCAGGAACACAUUCUACACUCAUCUCCAGCUGUUUUUUUCGUUUUCGGCUAAUAUUCCUAUUGCGUUGCUCUAAAUAAGUCAAAAUGUAGAGAGGCGAAAACACGUAUUCCCCUGAUUUGAUCUCUAACAGAACAUCACAGCGGCUACAUGAGGAGACACUUAGAUGAUCUCGUGGCUUCGUCGAACAGCUGACUCAGACAUCCAGCUGAUCGGCUGGUUGUCAGGUGACAUUUUGUCAUACAUCUGUUUGGCGUGCGGCUCCCGUCGGCCUUCUGUGAGAGGCCAAUGAAGGGCCUUCGUGAUCAGACGUUGGAGGUACAGCGUGAAGAUUUCAAAGCGACUGAGUAGUGUUGUGUUACGAUGCUCCUCCAGCGCCCCUUCCGCCCGGCAACAUCCGCCGUGCCAUCGGGCAUGACCAUUGCACAGCCGAACCAUGCAGGCGUUCUCAUGCACGCAGUGACAUGUUUGUGUGAAAGUACGCAGUAGUUAUACAAAUUGUCUUCCAAUCAACCGGUUUACAACAAAACAAUGCAUUUGAUAUAAUGUGUAACUCAGCCAAUCAGGUGGAUUGCAUUAGGCGGGCUGAAUUAGCAGCUAGCUUGGGAACAAAGUUGAGCGCCUGUUAUGUUGCACGUUGCCAAAGAGGCUUAAAAUAGGAAUUUUAUCACUUUAUUUAAUAUGGAAAACCUUUGUUUUAACUAUAGGCUUUUUUUUUUUUGAUUUUAACAUAUUAAAAUGUGUUAUCGUAUCGGCUUAUUAGCACGUGUUUUCUCGCAGACGUACCCUGGCAGUCUCAGUGGAACCUUCACGUGCUGUGAAAGCAGAAUCAAACUCUCCUGUUUUUCUUUUAAAGGGCGGUUUGUGAACUUAUCUUCUGUGACAGCUCACGGGUCAGGAAAGCCGAAGCCACCAGUUAACAAAGAGCCGAAUGAUUUUAUUCCUUUUCUGUUUUUAUUUGUCCAGUGUAUUUGUGUUGUUGUCUUGUCCCACCCGUGUUUGUAAAAGUGCCUUUAAACGAGCGGCAUCCAAUGGCCGUAGAAACACGGCGCCAAUCCACGCGGUGGAGACCUCCAUCUGCCUUCAGAGGCGUCGAGGCCUUCAGCCCGUUGUUGUUCUCCCUUUCUUCAAUAAAAGCUUUGCAACAGCA
Messenger RNA from Gasterosteus aculeatus aculeatus (three-spined stickleback), 5394 nucleotides. RefSeq names its product LIM domain containing preferred translocation partner in lipoma (gene lpp). Gene Ontology annotation, biological process: cell-cell adhesion. Gene Ontology annotation, cellular component: stress fiber; focal adhesion. The record is from RefSeq and is a predicted model, not a curated record. Lineage: Eukaryota; Metazoa; Chordata; Actinopteri; Perciformes; Gasterosteidae.